Messenger RNA from Acomys russatus (golden spiny mouse), 486 nucleotides. Its product is annotated as coiled-coil-helix-coiled-coil-helix domain-containing protein 2-like. The coding region runs from base 1 to 462 and encodes 153 amino acids. The transcript has a single exon. Gene Ontology annotation, biological process: positive regulation of transcription by RNA polymerase II; mitochondrion organization. Gene Ontology annotation, cellular component: mitochondrion; nucleus. Gene Ontology annotation, molecular function: sequence-specific DNA binding. NCBI's taxonomy places the organism in Eukaryota, Metazoa, Chordata, Mammalia, Rodentia, Muridae. The record is from RefSeq and is a predicted model, not a curated record.
AUGCUGCAUGGAAGCCGAAGUCGCACUUCCCGGGUGCCUCCUCCAGCCAGCCGAGCCCCUCAAAUGAGGGCUGCUCCCAGCAGAGCACCUGCAGCUCAGCCUCCAGCAGCAGCUGCACCAUCUGCAGUUGGCUCACCUGCCGCUGUACCCCGGCAGCCAGGCCUGGUGGCCCAGAUGGCAACCACUGCAGCAGGUGUGGCUGUGGGCUCUGCGGUGGGGCACACCCUGGGUCACGCCAUCACUGGGGGCUUCAGUGGAGGAGGUAAUGCUGAGCCCGCAAAGGCUGACAUCACUUACCAGGAGCCUCAGGGAUCCCAGCUGCUGGACCAGCAGUCUCGUGGGCCUUGCUCUCUUGAGAUCAGGCAGUUUCUGGAGUGUGCCCAGAACCAGAGUGACGUCAAGCUGUGUGAGGGCUUCGAUGAGGUGCUGUGGCAGUGCAGAAUUGCAAAUGGUUUAAUCUAAUCAAGAAUUCAAACUGAAGAAAUG